This is a messenger RNA of Arabidopsis arenosa, 1172 nucleotides long. The record is from the annotation of a GenBank genome assembly. Lineage: Eukaryota; Viridiplantae; Streptophyta; Magnoliopsida; Brassicales; Brassicaceae.
AAUCAAAACACUAGACACAAUAAAUUCCAAAAUAAUGACAACUUCUAAAACCAUAACCUUCACUCUCUUCAUAGCAACACUACUCUCCUCCUGCAACGCAGCCCCAAACGCUACAGCGCAACCGCUAUUCCCAGCGAUUCUUAUCUUUGGCGACUCAACAGUCGACACAGGCAACAACAACUACCACUCACAAACAAUCUUCAAAGCUAAACAUCUUCCUUACGGAAUUGAUCUCCCAAACCACAAAGCUAGUGGAAGAUUCACAAAUGGGAAAAUCUUCUCCGACAUAAUCGCAACAAAACUCAACAUCAAACAGUUUGUUCCUCCCUUCUUACAACCAAAUCUCUCUGACCAAGAAAUUGUAACUGGAGUCUGUUUUGCAUCAGCUGGUGCGGGUUACGAUGACCGUACCAGUCUCUCCACUCAAGCGAUUGGUGUCUCUGACCAACCAAAGAUGUUCAAGAGUUAUAUUGCCCGUCUUAAAAGUAUCGUAGGAGACAAGAAAGCUAUGGAGAUCAUAAACAACGCUUUGGUGGUUAUAAGUGCAGGACCUAACGACUUCAUCUUGAAUUAUUAUGAUUUUCCUUCAAGGCGUCUUGAGUUUCCUCACAUAUCUGGUUACCAAGACUUUGUGCUUAAAAGGCUUGAAAAUUUCGUGCGGGAGCUUUACAGUUUAGGUUGCCGGAAAAUUAUGGUAGGAGGUUUACCGCCGAUGGGUUGUUUACCGAUUCAAAUGACUGCUAAAUUCCGCAACGCUCUAAGGUUCUGCUUGGAACAAGAGAACCGAGAUUCUGUAUUGUACAAUCAGAAACUUCAGAAGCUAUUACCUCAAAUCGAAGCAUCUCUUACAGGAAGCAAGAUCCUUUACUCCAAUGUCUAUGACCCGAUGAUGGACAUGAUGCAAAACCCUAGAAAAUACGGGUUUAAAGAGACGAAAAGAGGAUGUUGUGGAACAGGGCAUUUGGAGACGAGCUUCAUGUGUAAUGCUUUUUCUCCAACGUGUAGGAAUCACUCCGAGUUUUUGUUCUUUGAUUCGAUUCAUCCAUCGGAAGCUACCUAUAACUAUAUGGGCAAUUUUCUAGAGACUCAGAUCCAUAUGUGGCUUGAGGCCUAAGUUAUAUUAUAUUGGCAAUUUCUGGAUACUCAAGUACUACUAAAUCAGUUCACUUUCA